Messenger RNA from Epithele typhae, 1992 nucleotides. RefSeq lists its product as uncharacterized. The transcript is spliced from 11 exons. The record is from RefSeq and is a predicted model, not a curated record. Bases 1 to 1992 code for a protein of 663 amino acids. Lineage: Eukaryota; Fungi; Basidiomycota; Agaricomycetes; Polyporales; Epitheliaceae.
AUGCUCCCCCUACCCCUGCCGCUCUUUUUACUCUCGCUCUCUGCCUUCGUCCCGCGCGCCGCAUGUUCGGUCACCGUCUACGGCCAGCAAGGUGUCACCACCCCGUCUGGGCUCGCGACCUCCGCGUCGGCGACCGCGACCACGGCUGAUUGGAUCGCCGCCCUCGCCGCCUACAACGAUGUCACACUCACCGUGCCCGCAAACCCAUCGCCGGCCCCCACCGCGUUCGCAGUCUCGGUCGCGAACCAGGCGAGCAACGUGAACGGGCUCUCCGUCGCGCAGGCGGGCGACUUCUUUGGCUUCUCCAUCGAGAUGUCCGUCGUCCAGCAAGUCAUUGGCAAGAACGGGUCGUAUCUCAUGGUGCCCUUCCUCAACCUCCUUGCUUCCGUCGCGGAUCGCGCUGGGCGGGUGCGGGUGCGUGUCGGCGGAAACACGCAGGAAUAUGCAACGCUCGUGGCGAGCUUGGCAGACAACGCGAUCAUUGAAAAGGACAAGGAGAACACAUCGAACCCGACGAACACGCCCACCCUCGACUUCACUACCGGCUUGCUUUACAUGAUGAGCAAUGUCUCAAGUCUGGUCGCCGUCAAGUGGUAUCUCGGAAUCCCAUUCAACGAUACGAGCAAUCUGCGACUACAGAUCGCGGAAGCUGGAGAUGCGAUUCUCGGAGACAACAUACUCGCAUACCAAGUUGGAAACGAACCGGAUCUUUACGCUGCUCACAACCAUCGUGCUUCGACGUACAACCAGACGGAUUACAUCGCAGAGUUCGACAUCAUGGUCAAUGCCAUCAACGCUAACAGUCUCAUCACCACCAAGAACAAUCUAGUGGCCCCAGUGUUUCCGGAACCUGGUCAUUGGACUCCUUCCUCGCUCAGCAUCGUGUCCGUUGAGCACUACCCAGACAACAACUGCGCGGCCGCAUACCCCAAUUCCGGCUUCGGCGAUCCCGUGGAUCCUCAGACGGUCAUUUCCAACUAUCUCACCCAUGCCAGCGGCCAGUCCAUCGUCAGCCCGUAUCUCAACGGCGCGCUAGAAGCCGCGGCCGCUGGCAAGGAGUUCAUGAUGUUCGAGACGAACACCGCGUCCUGCGGUGGUUUCGAGGGUGUCAGCGACGCGUUUGUAUCGGCUCUGUGGGCAGUGGACUACGGUCUGCAGAUGGCAUACUCCAACUUCACGGGCGCUCUCAUUCACGUCGGUGGACAGGACGUUUCGUAUAACCCUUUCACCCCGCCCCCUACAAACCUGUCCUCAUUCAAGGAAUGGACUGUCGGCCCGACCAUGUACGCGAGCGUCGUCCUCGCCGAGGCCCUCGGCAACACGGGCACCGCGCAAGUUAUCGACCUCUUCGCGAACAGCGCAAACGCCUAUACUCCAGGAUACGCCAUCUACGAGAACAGCGCCCUUGCUCGCAUCGUGCUCGUCAAUUUCAUGACCGAGGCCAAUGGCACCGGCAGCUACACCGCCACAAUUUCUGUCGGUGGCGGGGAGACCGGCGAGGCGUCGAGCACACCGUCGUCCGUCAAGGUCAAAUAUCUCUCUGCGCCGACCGUCGUGGAGAAGGACAACAUCACCUGGGCGGGCCAGACGUUCGGAGGUCGUUUCCAGGCUGACGGGCGCCUCUCCGGCGAGGAGUCAAUCGCGACCAUCUCGUGCGACACCACCGCGGCGACCUGCGCCAUCCCUGUUCCGGGCCCCGGAGUCGCGGUCGUUUUCCUCUCCUCGAAAGCGCAGUCAGACGCGGACCCGACGACGACGCAGACGUUCGCGACCACUGUGCUCACGAAGACUGCGAACACCGCAACGAUCGACCCGAGCGUGCUCGCGACCAGCAACGGCAUGAACGGCCUCGACCGCGCAGAGCUCGGUGGUACAAGUCAGGGUGGGGCGAACGCCGCGGCGCCCUCGGCCCGCAGCAUCCCGGGACUCGCGGUGCUCUGCGCGCUCGCGGGCGCGGUGUGGGUCCUGGGCGGCGCGUCCGGCCGACGGUGA